AUGUCAUGGCCUCCACAUUCUUCCUUCCCAUGGAGGCCUUCCAUUCCAAGGCCUCCUUCCUUCACUCCAACUUACUUCCCCCUGUUCAAACCUAAGCUGCUGGUUCAGCUCCCCGAGGCCAAACUCAAUUACAAGCCUCAGCUUCGGGGUUCGAAGCGAGCGCCGAAGCAUAGUCGAGACUAUCCCAAACUCACUUACUUACCGAACAACCCAUGCGAUGCUGACGUGGACUUCUCUUCCGAUCGGAGCACGGCGCAAUGCAACGCGAUCCUGAAACGGCUGGAAGAGAGCGCCGACGACGCCAAAACGGUGGCGUUUUUCGAGAGGAUGAGGGCAACCGGAAAGCUAGAGCGCAACGCCGCCGCUUACAACGUCAUGCUUCGGUUGGUGAGCAGAAGGGGAGAUUGGGAAGGCGCGGAGAAGCUAAUUUCUGAAAUGAAGGCAAGUUUCUGUUCUGAAUUGAGCUUCCAAGUCUUCAACACCCUUAUAUAUGCAUGCUGCAAACGGAACCUUGUUCGACUGGGAACAAAGUGGUUCCGAAUGAUGUUGGAUUGCGGCGUUGUGCCCAAUGUGGCGACCAUUGGGAUGCUCAUGGGGCUUUACCAGAAGGGAUGGAACCUCGAGGAGGCGGAAUUUACGAUUUCCCAAAUGAGAGGGUUUGGAAUUGUGUGUGAAUCUGCGUAUUCUUCAAUGAUAACAAUUUAUACACGUUUCAGGUUGUAUGAGAAGGCGCUAGGCGUGAUCGAGUUGAUGAGGAAGGACGAGGUGGUGCCCAAUUUGGAGAAUUGGUUGGUGAUGUUGAAUGCUUAUAGCCAGCAAGGUAAAUUGGAGGAUGCUGAGAGAGUGUUGGAGGCAAUGCAAGAGGCAGGGUUUUGUGCUAAUGUUGUUGCUUACAAUACUAUGAUAACUGGUUAUGGGAAGGCUGGUAAAAUGGAUGCUGCAGAGAGGUUGUUUAUGAGGAUGCGGCAGAGUUUACAGUUGGAUCCGGAUGAAACUACCUACCGAUCCAUGAUUGAGGGUUGGGGUAGAGCUGAUAAUUAUGCAUACGCCAAUAGAUAUUACAAGGAACUCAAACUGUUAGGGUACAAGCCCAAUUCCUCCAACUUGUUUACAUUGAUUAAGCUGGAAGCUAAAUAUGGAGAUGACGAGGCUGUUUUCGGGAUCCUUGAUGAUAUGGUGGAUUGUGGAUGCCAGUAUUCUUCGAUAAUUGCUACUCUGCUGCAUGUGUAUGAGAGGGCUGGGAAGGUUCAUAAGGUGCCGCAUUUGAUCAAAGGUGUUCUUUAUCAGCAUGUGUUGGUCAACCAGAGUUCUUGCUCCACUCUGGUCAUGGCUUAUGUAAACCACCGGCUGGUGGAUGAUGCCUUGAAUGUGUUGAAUGACAAAAAGUGGCAAGAUCCUAGAUAUGAGGAUAAUCUGUAUCAUCUUUUGAUUUGCUCGUGCAAAGAGGCAGGUUUGCUGGAGGAUGCUGUGAAGAUAUAUAGUCAAAUGCCUAAAUGUGAUGACAACCCAAACAUGCACAUUGCCUGCACGAUGAUUGACAUUUACAGUGUCAUGGGCCUGUUCGAAGAUGCCAAAGAAUUGUAUCUGAAGUUGAAGUCUUCGGGAAUUGCCUUGGAUAUGAUUUCUUUCAGCAUUGUUGUAAGGAUGUAUGUCAAAGCUGGAUCUUUGAAUGAUGCCUGCGCAGUUUUGGAUGCUGUUCACAAGCGAUCAGAUAUUGUUCCAGACAAGUUUUUGUUGUGUGAUAUGCUGCGAAUUUAUCAAAGAUGUAACAUGGUGGAUAAGUUGACUGAUUUAUACUACAAAAUCUCAAAAAAUCGAGAGGAUUUUGACCAGGAACUAUAUAAUUGUAUCCUAAACUGCUGUGCUCAGGCUCUGCCAAUCGAUGAGCUUUCCAGGCUUUUUGAUGAGAUGGUAGAGCGUGGAUUUUCACCAAGCACAAUUACCUUUAAUGUCAUGGUUGAUGUCUUUGGCAAAGCCAAGCUUUUCAAGAAGGUUUGGAGGCUAUACUGCAUGGCUAAGAAACAAGGCCUGGUUGAUGUGAUCACUUACAAUACAAUCAUAGCUGCAUAUGGAAAAAAUAAAGACUUCCACAACAUGUCAUUGACAGUUCAGAAAAUGGAAUUUGACGGGUUUUCAGUUUCCCUCGAAGCAUACAAUUCAAUGCUAGAUGCUUAUGGGAAAGAUGGCCAAAUGGAGACAUUUAGAUCUGUAUUGAAAAGGAUGAAGGACUCAAAUUGUGCCUCUGACCACUACACAUAUAACACUAUCAUUAAUAUCUAUGGAGAACAAGGAUGGAUUAGUGAAGUAGCUAACGUGCUUACAGAAUUGAAAGAAUGUGGACUCAGACCUGAUUUGUGCAGCUAUAACACAUUGAUCAAGGCAUAUGGGAUUGCAGGAAUGGUUGCAGAAGCUGUAGGUUUGAUCAAGGAAAUGAGAAAAAAUGGAAUAGAACCUGACAGGAAAACCUACACUAAUCUUAUCACUGCACUGCGACGAAAUGAUAAAUUUUUAGAAGCAGUUAAAUGGUCAUUAUGGGUGAAGCAGAUGAAAUUAUGA
Messenger RNA from Sphenostylis stenocarpa, 2556 nucleotides. NCBI's taxonomy places the organism in Eukaryota, Viridiplantae, Streptophyta, Magnoliopsida, Fabales, Fabaceae. The record is from the annotation of a GenBank genome assembly.